GCUUCUAAAGUAGUUUUUCAUGGUUUCUGUAUGUUUCAUUGAGUAACCCUUUGCUUUCAAGUUGCAUCAAGGUUUCCUGCUUUGAGUUCAUCUCUGAACCAAUGAAUAUCCUGGCAUGAAUAAUAACAAUCUUCAUGAGAUAAUGAUCUACAAACUGGAAAGAUAGAACAGACAUGAUUAAGAAGAAGUUGAAGCUCAAGAUAGGUGAGGAUAUAGUAAGCAAGCACCUAGCUGCUUUAAAUGAUUCUCCAAGCUCAGGCGAAUUACAUCCCAAGAAACUGAAAGAACUUGCAGAUGUGAUUGUGGAACCAUUGUCAGAAAUCUUUGAGGAAUCAUGGACAUUGGAGGAAGUGCCAAAAGACUGGAGGUAACAUUUCACUUGUUGCAUAUCCAGUUUCCAACACGAGUUCAGCAACAAAAAUUUUACCAAAAACCUUAGGACCAAUAAAUGUGAAUGUUGGACCCCAAAUGAUUAUAAGCACACCACAAAGACUAGCCAGUUCUGGGAGUGUUCUGAUCGGGAAUCCUUAUAGCCCUGCACCAGCGAUGGUCACUCAGACACAUGUGACAGAAGCCACUGGCUGGGUUCCAGGGGACCGAAAACGUGCUAGAGAGUUUAUAGACUCUGGUUUUUCAGAAAGUAAAAGAAGCAAAAAAGGAGAUAAAAAUGGGAAAGGCUUAAGACAUUUUUCAAUGAAAGUAUGUGAAAAAGUUCAACGCAAAGGAACAACUUCGUAUAAUGAAGUGGCUGAUGAGCUGGUAUCAGAGUUUACCAAUUCAAAUAAUCAUUUGGCAACAGAUUCACAGGCUUAUGAUCAGAAGAACAUUAGGCGAAGAGUUUAUGAUGCCCUCAAUGUGCUAAUGGCAAUGAACAUAAUUUCAAAGGAAAAAAAAGAAAUAAAAUGGAUUGGGCUUCCUACAAACUCAGCUCAAGAAUGUCAAAACUUAGAGGUGCUGGAGUGGAAACUGAGGCAAACAGGGUUAAGUGAUUUAACCACAGUCACCCAGCUAAUUGAGAAGCAACGGCGAAUAGAGCGUAUAAAGCAGAAGAGGGCUCAGCUGCAGGAGCUGCUGCUGCAGCAAAUAGCUUUUAAAAAUCUGGUGCAAAGGAAUCGGCAAAAUGAGCAGCAGAACCAGGGCCCUCCGGCUUUGAACUCCACAAUACAAUUGCCUUUUAUCAUUGUCAACACAAGCAAAAGAACUGUCAUAGACUGUAGCAUCUCAAGUGACAAGUUCGAGUAUCUUUUUAAUUUUGACAAUACUUUUGAAAUCCACGAUGAUAUAGAGGUGUUGAAGCGAAUGGGAAUGUCUUUUGGCCUGGAAACGGGCAAAUGUUCACUUGAAGACCUGAGAAUUGCUAAAUCGUUGGUGCCAAAGGCGUUAGAAGGUUAUAUCACUGAUAUGUCUACAGGACCUUCAUGGUUGAAUCAGGGGCUACUUCUGAAUUCAACCCAAACUGUUCCAAAUUUAGAUAUGACUGGUGGUACCACUUUAUCGCAAGCAAGUGUAAACCAAGGGUUUUGUUUGGAUGCUGAAGUGGCCUUAGCAACUGGGCAUUUCCUUGCCCCAAGCAGUCAGCAGUCCAGCAGUGCCACAUCCCACUAUUCAGAGUCCCGUGGUGAGACCCCCUGCUCUUUCAACGACGAGGAUGAAGAUGAAGAUGAUGAGGACCCUUCAUCCCCAGAAUAAAGACAGUAGAAAAGCUAAAUUUUACAAAAUGCUGCUCGUGUGUGUUUUUAGUGUGAGCUCUUAUUCUUGAUGUGAUUGCUUCAGCUCUUGCCUUUGUUUGCCCUGUGUAUUCGGUGACAAUAAAUGAAACAACUCAACUAAGUGACAUCAAAGUUAGGAUGAAAGUUAACCUAGUGCAAAAGAAGACUCUGACCCUGCAAAAGCACUAGGACACAGCGCAAACAAAGUGUAUUCUCCUCUGACUGAGGUAAAGAAAUCCCUGAAGACUUGGCAGAGUGGAUGAGUUUCAGCUACUUGGUAAGAUGUGGGACUACUGUCUCCUCCCACAUCCAUAGCAUCCUGCUCAGAAUCGACAGUGCGACAAGGAAUGUUCCUUAGCUAAAAUACUUAUCAUGCUUAUCUCUUUUGGCUGUGCUGUUUUUAAAUGCUGAGAUGCAUAUUUACAGUUUUGCUAUGUUUUUUUGAAUAAGGUACCUAGAAUGUUUGUUCAUUUGACUCUAGAAAUCAAAGUCUUAAAGUAGUUUCAAGUGCUGGCAUUUCUUGAAAUAGCGGAAAAUCCAUGUGAUGAUGUGAGUCACCGGCCUGCUGCGUUAGACACUUGUCAAGGAGGUAGGAAGACCAGCUUCUAUUUGAGUGACACUUCAGAUGUCGUUUAUCAUGUUAAAAAACUGGAAUUAGAAUGGCUAACCGAUGCUAACAAAGCAGUGUAGGUUUUGUCAGGUGAGUAAGGACCUAUUAGGCCUAUUUAUGGAAGAUGAAAGAAUUUCAAAGAGCAUUUCCAUGUAUAUAUUUGCCAGCACUGCCUUUUUGCCAGUGCCUACAAUGUUGGAAUUUUACAGGGAAGAAAACUAUAGAAAUAGCUUUAUUCCAACUAUUAACCACUGCAGUUCAGGCAAUUUUUUUUUUCAUUUAAAGCAAGAACAAUAGAAAAACAACCAACCCAAGUUUUGAAAUGCUUGCUUACAUUUCAUUUGACAAUAUUGUCGUGUCUAUGCGUGUCCCAUCUGUGGAACUGAAGCAAGUUGCUUUCAAUUUUAUCUUAAAAGAAAAUGUCUCAAAAUACUAAUUGGUGAGCCCUACUGCACUUUUGCUACUUACUGCAUUUCGUUAUAAAUUGCAUCUCUUGGGAACUGGCCCAUAUUUUGGUUUCAUGGAAACUAUAUAGGAUGUUAAGAACUUCCAGAUAAUUGGAUUUUUAGGUAGGGUGUUACAUAGCCAAAGAUGCUAUUAGGAAUAUUACAUCAUUGAAUUCUUCUGUUUAAAAGGAGGGCAUGGAGGAGGGAAUCUGUAAUCAAAAUUGUUAAAGGUUGCUCAUUUUUUAAAGCUGGGAAAAGGCUCAAAAUCAAGGCAAAUUUCUACCUUUGUUCCUAGGAAUCCUGUAGCUGCUCUCCCUUCUUUCUACUCUCCAUUCAAAUCUAAUCUGAAAUCCAGGAAAGCAGUAAAAUGUAAACCAUUUAAAAUCACCGUUAACCUCUACAUAUGUUUCUAAAUGUGUUGUCAUCAGAAAAGCUAAAUUCACUAGUAUUUUGGCAGUUUGAAGAACUCAGAUAUCAACUACUUAUUGUACCCACAAAAUCCUCAUCCUGAUAUUUAAUACACAUAAAGUGAAACUGUUUUAAGAUGGAGAAAUACCAAGGCAUUGUGGUAUAUGUACCAUGUGGCUAUCCAAAAUAUUAAAAAUUAAGUAAAACCCUCCCCUGUUUAAAAUAAAAAAAUAUAAAAUGAUAACAUCAAGAUUAAUUUGAGGGCUAUAAAUGUAGUAGUAACUGUUUUUGAAAGGCACAAAUAAUGAAGGGAAAAGUCAUUUUUAAAAUGUUAAUUUUAUGGGGAAGCAAAGGAAUGAAUCAUUGAGUGUUUUCUUUGGGGACUUAAAACUUAUAAGUUCUUGUUUCUUUUAGCCCAUUGUAGGUGUUGAACUCAUUAGAUAAGAAUUGGAUACUUCAUAGUAAUCUUAAGAAGGAUGUUUUGUAGUGCUGGGAGCACCUAGAAUGGCCUAAAGUCUUUAUCAAGUCUUAGAAAUCUCACGAACAAGGGCCUAGAGCAUCAGCCUAGGUUCACGUAAGACUAUAUUCUGCCAAGUUUACAUAAUCACUAUAAGCUUUAGCUAGUUUAGGGGGUCAGGAAGAGAGAAGAUGAUGAUCUGUUAGUUUUAUUGUCUUGAAUAGAGAAUUGAUCUCAGCAUGAAUUUGGGAAGAGACCUCCCAGGCAGGUCUAACUGGACGUGGCCAUAAUGCUAGCAGGCUGCAUCAGGCCCUGCACCCAGUACCUGGUGGAUCUGUACUGCAUGCUUCUGGGACUAACCAUUUGGCUGGGGGUGGGGGGAGAGCAGGCCACAGGAGAACUAGGGACAAAAAGCUGCUGCUUGCAAACAGCAUCCAGCUAUUUAGACUGCAUGAAAACAGACCCUCCCAGCCCCUUCACCCCUAAAGAAAGGUCUGGGGGAAGAGUACAGUGCAAUCAGAACCUAAAAAUGACUUAACAGUUGUCCAUUUUCAGAAUUAAUUCAUGUUCCCCCUUAUCUGAGGAACCCGCCGCCUCAUCCUUUCCUUCUCUGCCUCCAAAAUGGGGCAGCCUGGCUUGAACAAAAUUGCUUUCAUUUCCAUCAAAGAGACUAAGAGCAGCUCAUGUUCACAGUUUGCCCCAACAGUGCCAAAAGCCACAUCUUCUCAACCGAUUGCACGUUUAUUGAGGCUCUUAAAAAUAAAGCACUUGGUUGACUAUCAAGCCUCCCUGUGUUUCUGGAAGCAAUAAUUCUUUCACCCACCUUUUAAUACCAUGUGGAACUUGUAGCUUUGAGGUCUAGCACACCCUGGCAACCAACAAGAGAGCCUUUUUGAAAUCCUUUCGAGCUGGCAGGGACCUGAGAAAGCACCUGGUCCUUCCCCCUGAUUUAAAGCACACACGGCCAGAAGAGAAGGGCGUCCUAACCAGGGUCAUAAACCAUCGACUAGAGCCGGAAGGGACUUGAGUGGCCAAGACCAAGCCUCUUGUGUUACUGAUGUGGAAACUGAGGCAGAGCUUAAGGGAUUUGCCCAAGAUCACACCACUUUCCAGUGGCAGCGCCAGAGGUUGGCUGUGGGUCUCCUGGAUCUUUAUGUCUCUGAGAUCAUGUUGCCAGGCUGGGAAGAGGCUAGCUGGGGGUAUGUGGGAGAACGAUGUUCUUACCGAACUCCCCAUAAAAUACUUGAUUGGGGGAGAAAAGGAAGAUGGUAACUAGAGCAUAUUUCUCUGGCUCCCUUUCAGUACCCAGGCUUCGUCCUCCAGAAGGGCUGCCCUGCUUUGGUCGGAGAGCCGGCUUCCCUCGGUUGGGGGGCAGGGUGCCCUCUAGAAGGAGCGCAGAGUAGCCCCCCCCCCCCCGGCUCCCACCCCCCAGAGAGGCCGGACACAUUUGGGUCCUGGUGAUCUCAGGCGGCUUUGGCUUGAGGAAGCCUUCGGGCCCGACCUCGUCUUCUCGGGUGGGUGGGCCUCCAGGGCGGCCAUGGAAGACGGCGGGGCCGGCCGUGGCCUCGGUGCUGGCCGAGCACCCGGAGCCAGGCCGAGUGUCCUCGGCAGACGCCCUGCCACCUUCUAUUCCUUCUCUUUUGUCAUCACGAGAGCUUUCCUUAGCCUGUUAGGGAAAGGAAUGACCUGCACCUGGGCCGCUGUCCCUGCCCGUGUCCUGAGCCCCGGCUCGGCCACUCGCACUCGGGCCUCUCUCUCCAAGCGCCGCCUUUGGCAGCCCAGAAAGGAUCCGGAUACAUCGGGCAUCUGUCUCGCUCCUUCAGGACUGUUUGAAUGGCCUCCUUUAGCCAGGCAGCCUCACCACGCAGCGCGUGCCCGAGACCCUGGCAGGGUGCCGGGGCAGUUCUGGAGGCGGCCGGCCCCCAGAACCAGGACCGGAACCCACAGAAUCUUCUUUGAACUUCAGAUGUGAUUGGGGUUCCCAAGUCCCGUGGAUGCCUCUUCAGGAGCGCUUCUUCCUGCUGUGCCUGGAGAGAGCUGUGGCCAUGGCGGGCUCCUGGCGUUCGGUGGGACGUCCUCUGCGAUGGUCAGGCCAGCCAUCCCCUGGCCGCAGCAGCGCCCCCUAGUGUAGGAGUUCUCCCGGAACCUCUCGGUGGUUCUCUUUCCUCCGGACGGAGCUUUGGGGAGUGACAUUUGUACUGUUUGGCCUGAGGUGCCUGGGAGCGGGCUUGGUCAGGGGGCUGGACAGGCUGGACGGUCUCCUGGGGGGCGCUGCCGUUUAGGGAUCGGGGCUGUCGUGACCCCAAGGGUGGCACAACGCGGGGAGGCCAGAUAGUUCUGCCUGGUUUUAGCUGAAAGGAAAUCACACCUUCGCCUUCCUAAUGCGUCCCUUGGUUCUCGGCCUGCUUGAGAGGAGACAGGCGGGCAUGAGCCUUGGGUGCGUAGAGCUCUCCCGGGGAGCCCGGCGAUGGGAGCAGCUCUGUUCUCCCCAAACGGGGGCCGGGCGAGGACUUCCCACCCGCGCCUCGUGCCCCCCAACAGGCACGGUCAGCCAUCACAAACUCUGCCCCUGCCGGGCGGGCCUAAGGCAGCUUCAUCCCCUCAGUGCCUGGCCUGGCCCAAGAAGAAGUGAAAGCUGCCCCGGCUGCCCCUCCUGCUCUGCGGCUGGCCGGCCUCCCGCUUUCCGCGGACGCCCCUUUCAGGCCAUUCCUUUGACGCCAUUCAGGAUUUGGCUCCUUGUUUUGUGGCAUGUCUGCAGCCGGAGCAGGACCGCCUUCUGCCCCCUUGUCCGCGCCAGCUCCCUGGGAACCUGCCCUGGAUGUGCCUGGCCAGGGGGCUCCCGGCACCCCCCAGAGGCGCCGCUUUGUUGCUCAUCUCCACCGUUCACAGGCCGCAUCUGCCUGCCAAAAGCCUCCCCCAAGACGCCCAGUGACCGUGUCCCAGGACGCUUCUGCAGGCCUGCUCGGGGCCGCCAGCAGACGGUAAGGCUGGGCCUUCCUCCUGCAUUUGGUUUGGACAUUCACUCUGGAAUCACGGAGGGCAGCGCCCCUGGCCGCUCUGCCUGAGCCAGAGGACUACAAGCAAGCUCUACUUUCCUGGUGAGGUGCCGGUGGGGGUGUCGCACAAAUACGAACUGUGACUUUGUAAAUAAAUGCCCUUAUUUUUUUAUGGAGAUUUUAUAGAAGAGGCUAUUUCUGUACAUGCAACUAACCCAGGUUUUCUGAAAGUGAUGCAAGGGAAGAGCAAACUUAUGUCCUGCAGGGCUGUGUCUUGCACAAAGUAGGCGUUUGAUAGGCAUUUGUUGACUUGUGCAAAAAUGGAAUAUGGCACCUACAGUGUUUGAAAGUUGUGCUUAUAAAGAAAUGACGACAUCACAGUGUUCUAUGACCUGAAGGGAAGAAAAGCUGUACUGUAGGAAAAUAAAUGAUUUUAAGCAA
Monodelphis domestica (gray short-tailed opossum) is the source of this 7067-nucleotide messenger RNA. NCBI's taxonomy places the organism in Eukaryota, Metazoa, Chordata, Mammalia, Didelphimorphia, Didelphidae. The record is from RefSeq and is a predicted model, not a curated record.